AGACCGAAACUGUCGAACCAAACAAAGAUCAGUUGUUGGCAGAUGCUGUGGAUCAAGCGGUGCUCAAUGCCAUGGCUACUGAUCUUACAGUUGACAAGAAUGUUGACGAAAAUUUUGUUGACAGCAUAUCAAACAAUCUUGAAUCUUCCGUUGAUGCUGGCUACAUAAGUCAAAAAACUAUGGUUGGCUCCUCUUCUUUCCCUGACGACAUCAGCGUUAGUUCGGGAAGCAACAUGGAGGAAAUGACAAAUGAAACUGAUGAUUAUACAGACGAGGGUCACGUGGAACAUUUCCUGUCCGUCACCCGUGGCUACCUCGAGGACCAAGCUGACGCAAUCGAGUGGCAACAACAUUUCUUUGUUCGCUUGUUGCUUGAUACCAGAAACAUUCCAACAGCUUCAAACAAAAUUGAUCUGUCUGCAAUAACGCGUUUCUUGAAAUUCGAGGAGCGGCCGGCGGUUUUCACCAAAACUGUGGCUCUGCUCGCUAAAAUCAGAAAUGUUCGUUAUCAUCCUCAAUGUGAGACAAUAGUGAGAGAGCUCCCUCCAGUCAAGCCAGCUACUAUCGACCUUGCUGCGUUGCUAUCUGAAGUCUCCUCUCUGAAACAGGACCAGGAGACUGAGUCGAAUGCUACAACUGAAUCUACCCAUGAAGACUCUGAGUACUUGCUUUCUUCUGAUAUGAACAAUACAGAGCUUUCAUCACGAGAAAUAACACUGACGUCUUCCGAAUCAAAGACUGUAACAGAUGUAAUUUCUGUCGAUUCCCCCAUUCCAGACACACUACAUACUAUUUCCGACAAAGACAUUCCCUCAGCCUCGUGUGACGAAAGCCAUGAAUGGGUUGGCACACGAGUAGAAUCCAUUUCACAAAGCCACAGUAUUCAGAUUGUCCAAAGUACUUCCUCUUCGCUAGUGACUGCAAUUCAAGAUAACGAGUCCCUGGAUAUUCAUGCAGAUGCCCACGCUAAUGUAAUUCCGCCCAGUUCUAUUGACACAGCGUCAUUGCUUCUGGUGAGCUCAGACCAGACCGAUGUCGUCAAAAUAGAGUCUGAAAAUACCGAAGCCAUGAACCGUCCAUCCACCCCAGAAGCAGAUCUUGAUGAGGAGGUCAUGAGUCAAAAUGGUCCAGCCAAAAGAGUAGUUAUGGUGGAUGAGUUGGACGUUCCGGAGUUCAGAAAAGGUUCUACUGAAGAUGAUGCGACUUAUUUAGAAGAAGAUGAAAGUUGCAUCCCUGUUUCACACUCAAUCGAGGUGAGCCGUGAGGGCGAUAUUUUUGUUGCCUCUCACGAGACAUCCAAUGAGAUCUUGACCGGAGAACAAAAGGACGUCCGUUCUACGAGUAUUGAGGAACACUUGAGUACAGAAAUGGAGUAUAAAGAAACUGAAAUAAAUCUUGAUGAACAAAUGUCUGAGGUGCAAGGUGCAGCUAGUAGUUCCCUGUUUUCCAAGGUAACUGGAUCUGCUUCUGAUGUUCAGGAAUCAAUAAAUGUAUCCGAGCAACAGAGUAGGACGACUGUUGUGUCGUCUUCAAUGGUCCAGACUCGGGAAUCUUAUUCUCAGUGGACAUCUGAGGCCCACAGCACAUCACUCAGCUGCCAGAAGCUAGUCUUCCAUGAUCAAAACGACAUUGACCUCGGAAGUGACCUGAGGCUUUACGACUGGUCUCACACCUACUCUGAGUCCCCGGAUGUCUCUGAUUCUGUGGCGGAUGACUUGAUGGUGAGAAAUCCAUCACCAGAAGCUUUCCCUGAUGAAUUCAUCAAACCAAUUCUUCUUAGGAACGCCGAGAUGUUGAAAGAUGACAAAGACCAGUCCCUAACUGACAUUCCUUCUUUCUACUGCAGUUUUUCAGAGGAUGACGACAUCGACUUUGCUGAAUCGGAAUUCCCGAUAAGCGAACAAAUACUAACAGAAGCACAGAUUUUCCCUCAACCGGUCAUCGGUAUGUCAGCUGUGGCAGAGGAAAGUACAACGCUUUGUGUAAUGGAGUUCGAGGAAAGCACAGCUCAAUCUCCUGACAAAGUACAGAAAAGUCCCGACGCACUAAUCUCCCAGAGAUCCGAGGAUUCCACCAGGUCAGAGGACACUGUAGGAAGCGAUGCCUUUGUGUUUGAAAAGGAAUACACAGAAGCAGAGGAAAUCUUCCAAAGUACUAUGCAAACAGAAAGCCUAGGCAUGGGUGAAGAUACCCGUGAAUCUGAUGUAGACAACUGGGAUCUCAACACAUUGGAAACGAGAGGUGACGAAAAUACAAAUGCAAUAGAGCACAGAUCAGAAUCUUUGAAGACAUUUCAUAAUAAAACAGAAUCAUGGAUAGAAACUACAGCAUGGGGCUCUAAACAAGACUCCACUGCAAGGGUUGAAGAAACUGAGGCUCCCCAUGAAACUCCCCCAGAAUGGGUACGGGAAACAUGUGAAACAGAUGUCACAGAAGAACAAGUGACUUCAGAACCAUGUGAACUCACUUUGGAGCAAAACCUAGAUGAAUUUGCUUUUGAAGCACCUGCUAAGGCUUUGGAGCAAGCAGAUGGCGAAGAAAUCGUUAUAGAGGAUGACUCGCCUCAUGAUGUUGGUUUUGAACGUGAAGCUGAAACCACCGAAGAACACGUGACCGCGCAAAAGGAAGUAUGCACUGAAGCCAGUGAGACUGAGCUGGAAAGGUGUUUGGAUGAGUUCGAGUCUGAUGCACCGAGUACAGUGUUUGAAACUUUGGCCACUGAAGGUGAGGAGGAAAGAAUCGUCGAUAAGGAAGAAAAGGAACACGAAGAGGAAGUUGUCUCGUCACAGGACGUGGAAGACAAACCGCUCUCAGAACCGCGUGAGAUCCUUCUUGAGAAAGAGGUGCAAGAGUAUGAGCAUGAAGCCCCUGCUCAAGCCCAGGAGCAUUUGAAUGUUGAGGAGACCAUGACCAGUGACGUUGAAGUUGACACCGAGAUUAAAUCUACACAAGAAGUGAUCCAAAGCAAUGAGUCUGCUGCGAUUACACAUAGUGUGUCGGCAGUGUCAAAAGACCAAAUGGAAGAAAACAUUACGACUUCUGAAGAAGAAUACAUCACCCCAGGGAAAAGUGAAAAUGAGAUCUUCGAAUCUAAUGAGAUUGCCCUUGAACAGGAUCUACAAAACUUUGAACAAGAGGCGCCCAGUAAGGCACUGGAACAGUCAACUGGUAACGAAACUCUGACAAAUCAAGCGGAAACUGGAGAGCAGGAGGACCUUGAAGAAAAGGAACCCGAAGAGGUAGCCAUUACUUCACAAGACGGGGAAGAGAGUGUAACCUCAGAACCCAGUGAGAUUGUUCUUGAUCAAGACUUACACGACUUUGAGCAUCAAGCACCUGCCAAGGCCUUGGAAGAUUUAGAUGGGGAGUACAUUGCCACAGACGAGCAGGAAGAUGUAAAAGGUGUAGAAGAAGACGUGAUAUCAGAACCAAGUGAAAUCGUUCUUGGACAGGAUUUGCAAGACUUUGAGCAUGAGGCGCCCGCUAAAGCCUUGGAAAACUCGGGUGCUGGCGAAAUUGUGAUAGACCAAGUGGAAACUGAGGAACUAAAGAAUUUUGACGAAAAGGAGUUAGAGGAGGAAGUCAUUGCUUCACAAUAUGGGGAUGAGAUCUUGCCCUCAGAACCCAGUGAGAUCUUCCUUGGACAAGACGUACACGAUUUUGAGCAUGAAGCACCUGCCAAGGCAUUGGAGCAUGUAGAUGGGGAAGAAACUGUCUCACACGAAGUUGAAUCUAAGGAGCAAGAAGAUGUGAUAUCAGAACCAAGUGAAAUCGUCCUGGGGCAGAAUUUACAAGACUUUGAGCACGAAGCGCCCACCAAGGCUUUAGAACGAGCAGGUGAAGACGAAACUGUGGUAGAUCAAGAAGAACCCGAGGAGCAAACAGACUUUGAAGACACAUCCCUAGUUGAAGGGUCCAUAGUCAUGUCAGAAAUUCCAGAUGACAAGGCGAUUGAAGAUCGUACUUUUUCAGAAGAGUCCGAGCAGUUGCUUUUAGGCCCAUCUGAAAUUGUUUUAGAUCAGGAUGUUCAACAAUUUGAACACGAAACUCCAGUCAAGGCCCUUGGGUUGAUGGGUUCAGAAGAUAAGGCAGCAGAUGUGGAAAAAGAGCUCCGGCAAAAAGAACAAGGGGUCUCUCAAGAGGAAGUAUCAACUGAGCCUAGUGAAAUUGAUCUUAGAAAGUCUUUAGAGGAGUUCGAGGCCGAAGCACUAAGUAAAGUGAUUGGAAUGUCGAUCAGUGCUGAAGCAGAGAGGGAGGAGUCUGAAGUGGAAGUUGUUUCUCCACACCAUGUAGAAGAGAACUUGCCCUCGGAAUCCAGUAAAAUUAUUCUUGAACAAGGCGUACGGGAGUUUGAGCACGAAGCACCCGCUAAGGCUUUUGAACUUUCAGAUGACGAAGUCCUUGAAAUAGAAAGGGAAACGGAGCUGAGUCAAGGAGAGAAGGAGACCCCUAUUGACAAUGAAGCACAUUCUGUCACUGCGGAUAGUCAUGAUAAAGAAGAAGAGUCAAAGGAAGAUUACGCAUAUCACCAGCAAUCAGCCUCUGAAGAGACCGCUGGUUCUGAGGAGCCUGUCAAAUCACCAACUGUCGUGUCACAGCUAAGUUUUACCGCUUUCAAAGACUAUGAAAUUCCAGAACUAGAUGAAAUUGUCGCUUCCGUCGUGCGGUUGGACGAACUGGAUUCUGAAUGCUCCUUUUCUUCUCAUUAUGAAGCAAGUGAAAUGAGUAUGAGCCCUUCAUUGCAAAGUAUGGCCAGCUCUCUCAAUGUUGAGUCAAGUGAAUUAGAAACCGACGCCGACGCCAGCGCCCAGCAAAAAAAUGUACAGGUGUUUGACAAGUUUUUCAGUCCCCCAACAUAUCUGAGCGAGUUACCGACAGCUGACAGACGUUCACGCUCUCCAUCAGUGCCCCAAGAGACAUCAGACGCAGAAAUUGACUCCUGGCAGGAGGCUGGUGCAUUCCCUGAUGAGUGGGCAAUACCGCUUUUGCAGAAAGAGUACAAAAAGACUGCCGUGAAUGAUGAAGCUGAAAAAGACAUACGCGAAGAUGAUUUUGAGAUGACAGAAAUGUCAGCUGAAUAUACGAAUGUCAGCCCUAUUCCAACAAUUAGUGUCAAUGAAGCAGUGAGGUCUGACUCACUCGAUGUUUCAGACCAAGAGAGAGAAUCAGUGACGCAAAGUCCCACUUCAUACCUGAGCGAGUUGCCGGCAGCUGACAGACGUUCACGCUCUCCGUCAGUGCCCCAAGAGACCUCAGACGCAGAAAUUGACUCCUGGCAGGAGCCUGGUGCAUUUCCCGAUGAGUGGGCAAUACCGCUUUUGCAGAAAGAGUACAAAAAGACAGCGGUGAAUUCUGGUGAAGAAGACAUGCUCGAAGAUGAUUUUGGGGUGACUGAAAUGUCUACUGACAAUACGACUGACUUUCCUAUUCCAACAAUACGUGUUAAUGAACCAGUGGGAUCUGGCCCGCUGGAUGCUACUGACGACACGACAGAAUCAGUGACACAAAGUCCCGUUCCACCUCAAGACAGACAUGUUGGGCAUCCCAAUGGUCUUGCUGAAACCACAGAUGCUGACAUUGCUUCCUGGCAAGAUUCAGAUCCCUACCCAAACGAAUGGGCUGUUUCCACAAGUGGGAGUCCUCUGUUGGAGCAUGAAAAUGACGAGAUUGAAAUGGCGGACGCCACAGAGACACAGGAGGAUGACGUUCCCUCAGAUGUGCUUACUGAAGAGACAAGUGAUCUAAAGGCUGAAGAACCCGGUCAGAUAUUGAUUGCUGCUGACGAUGGAAAAGGAGGAAGGGCAGAAGAAGAAGAAGGAGAAAAAGUAGAAGAAGAAGAAGACGAAGAAGAAGAAGAAGAAGAAGAAGAAGAAGAAGAAGAAGAAGAAGAAGAAGAAGAAGAAGAAGAAGAAGAAGAAGAAGACUCCACGUUUGGACAAUUUUCUGACGUCAGCGACAAACAAGACCUUCUGGAGAAGAGCGAAAACACAACUUCUUUAGAAGACAAUGACACCGGCAGUCAUAGCAUAUUGAACAAGGUGGAUGAGGGUCCCAUUGAUAGCAAAUAUACCGACGAGCCCCAGAGUACGGAGGCGGAAGCGCGCCUUUUAGAAAAGCAAAUUACCGAGGAUGAGAUGGCAAGUGAAAAUAUGGAUGCUGAAGACGGUCGUCAAAUGGCCGCAGGUGUCGUAUCUCAGUUAAGCUUCAGUGCCCUAAAAGAUUUUGAAGUGCCCCAUCUCAGCGGGAGUGUAACGUCAGAGCUGGAGAGUCAAGAGUCUGGAGAAACGUUUACAUCUCAUUACGAAUCACAGAAAGUGGUCACGACUGUUGGCUCCUCUGUGUCUUCAAAACAUGUUCAGGUCGUAGUGAAUCCAGAGAAGUUCACUUACUCAAGCGAGUACAAAGUUGCACCAUCAACUCAUACCAGCACUUAUACCACUUCUAUGGAAGCAGAAGCGUCAGAGUUAGAUGUUUUGUCUCUCGACUUGCCAAACGUGAUGAACAGACCCUCAAGUCCCGAAGCUGUUGAUGAUGAGUGGAUCAGGCCUAUACUGACUGCAAAUCAGGUGGCCACACCUCCAAACUCGCCGACUGAAAGUGAUUUGCCGAAGUUCCAAGAUAGCUUUUCUGCAGUAAACGAUAUGGAAUUUUCUGUCACUGAACCAGAUGAUGACAACAACAACUUCGAACAGAUUUCGUCUGAAGAUGACGCUUCUCUUCUAAACAGACCUGGAAGUCCAGAAGCUUUCGACGAUGAAUGGAUUAAACCUAUUCUUCAGAAAAAUGUCGUUGAUAGCAAUCAAUCAAAUGAAUCUGAACCGCAAUCGUUGAUAACAUUCCGUGAUUCUUUUGAGCCAAACAACGACAUCGAUUUCUCGGAAGACGUCUUAAGCCCCUCUUCAGAACAGGAAGCACCCCAGACAGAGCAGACUAUUGCUCAGGAAGAGCCCGAUCUGAUAUUGACAAAGGAAGAACUUUCAACUCUCAUCACAGAGUUCCAGCAGACAGAAUCUGAUGCUGUAGAAUGUUUCUCCACUGAAACACAGGACCAUGAUUUGAUGACAAGACCACGUAGUCCUGAGGCUGUUGAUGAUGAAUGGAUCAAACCCAUUGUAGAAACAAAUGCCGAACAGUUUGGUACUGUUGAAGGGCAGUCUGUGACCAAAGAAAUUGAGAGUUUUGACGAAAGCUUUGGACGAGACAGUGAAAUGGAUGUGUAUGAAAAAAUUACUGAACAGGACUUUGUGUCAGCUGCCAAAGAUACUGACGAUGUUGAAGAAAAAACUAACGUCGAAGUUAUGGUGUCUAAAGAAUCCUCCGAGGAAGGUGUGUCAUAUGAGGCGGUUACUCCAGAAGGUGCUGAGGAGGAUGUGUCCACUGAACCAAGUGAGAUUGUUCUCAAACAAUCAUUGCAGGACUUUGAAACCGAAACUCCAAGUCAGGUGUUCCAAAGUCACGAUGAAGAUACUGGGGCUACUGUGGCGGCUGAAGAUGAUAACAUUACGUCUCAGGAAACCCAAAAAGAAGUUAAACUGUCCUUGGAGCCAAGUGAAAUUGUUCUUGGACAGGAUGUAAUGGAGUUUGAACAUGAGGCUCCGUCUAAAGCCCUGACUCAAAUAGAAGGAGAAGAACUCCAGGAAGAGGAAAGUGUUGCUGAGGAAGAACUCGACCAGACAUUGGCACCAGAGGAAGAUUCAGCUGUCAGUACAGAGUUCCAGGAGACAGAAUCCGAUGCAGUAGAAAGUUUCCCUACUGAGACAGAGGUGGAGGAUCUGAUGACAAGACCACGUAGUCCUGAGGCUGUUGAUGAUGAGUGGAUCAAACCCAUAGUGGAAGCAAAUGCUGAAGAGUUUGGUGUUAUGGAAGGGCAAACUGUGACCAAAACAAUUGAGAGUUUUGGCGAAAGCUUUGGACAAUACAGUGAAAUCGAUGUCAAUGAAAACAUUACUGAACAGGACUUUGUUCCAGCUGCCAAAGAUACUGACGAUGUUGGUGAAGAAACUGACGUCGAAGUUGAAGAAGAAACUGACGUCGAAGUUGAAGAAUUGAAAGAAUCCCCCGAGGAAGGUGUGUCAUAUGAGGUAGUUACUCCAGAAGGUGCUGAGGAGGAUGUGUCCACUGAACCAAGUGAGGUUGUUCUCGAACAGUCAUUGCAGGACUUUGAAUCGGAAGCUCCAAGUCAAGUGUUCCAAAGUUACGGUGAAGAUACCGUGGCUACUGUGGCGGCUGAAGAUGAUAACAUUACGUCUCAGGAAACCCAAAUAGAAGUUGAACUGUCCUUGGAGCCAAGUGAAAUUGUUCUUGGACAGGAUGUAAUGGAGUUUGAACAUGAGGCUCCGUCUAAAGCCCUGACUCAAGUAGAAGGAGAAGAACUCCAGGAAGAGGAAAGUGUUGCUGAGGAAGAACUCGACCAGACAAUGGCACCAGAGGAAGAUUCAGCUGUCAGUACAGAGUUCCAGGAGACAGAAUCUGAUGCAAUAGAAAGUUUCCCUACUGAGACAGAGGAGGAGGAUCUGAUGACACGACCACGUAGUCCUGAAGCUGUUGAUGAUGAGUGGAUCAAACCCAUAGUGGAAGCAAAUGCUGAAGAGUUUGGUGUUAUGGAAGGGCAAACUGUGACCAAAACAAUUGAGAAGUUUGAAGAAAGUUUUGGACAAGACAGUGAAAUCGAUGUGUAUGAAAACAUUGCUGAACAGGACCCUAUACCAGCUGCCAAAGAUGCGGAUGAUGUUGGAGACGAAGGUGAUGUCGACGCUGAAGAAUCAAAUGAAAUCACUGAAGAGGGUGCAUCAUAUGAGACGGUUACUCCAGAUGGCACCGACGAGGAUGUGGCAACUGAACCAAGCGAGAUUGUUCUUGAACAGCCAUUGCAAGAAUUUGAAACUGAAGCUCCCAGUCAAGUCUUCCAAACUUUAGAUAACAAUACAGAGACUCCUGAACCUUCUGUGACGACUGAAGAGGACACUGUGGUGUCUGGGGAAACCCAAGAAGAAAUUGAAAUGUCAUCCGAGCCAAGUGAAAUUGUUCUCGGACAAGACCUAGCCGAGUUUGAACAUGAAGCACCGGUCAAAGCUUUGAGCCAGUUUGACGGUGGAGAUAUUCAGGAGAAUGAAAUCACGGAAGAAGUAGACGAACAAGCAGAGAUAUCGCCAGAGCCGUGUGAAAUUGAUUUAGGCCAAGAUGUGACAGAAUUUGAACACGAAGCACCAUCUAAAGCCCUAACGCAGGCAGAAAAGGAAGAAAUCCAAGCAGAGGAUGUUGCAGAUGAGGAAGAACCCGACCACACAUCGGCACCAGAGGAAGAUUCUGCUGUCAGUACAGAGUUCCAGGAGACAGAAUCUGAUGCAGUAGAAAGUUUCCCCACUGAGACAGCGGAGGAGGAUCUGAUGACAAGACCACGUAGUCCUGAGGCUGUCGAUGAUGAGUGGAUCAAACCCAUAAUGGAAGCAAAUGCUGAAGAGUUUGGUGUUGUUGAAGGGCAGACUGUGACCAAAGAAAUUGAGAGUUUUGGCGAAAGCUUUGGACAAGACAGUGAAAUCGAUGUGAAUGAAAACAUUGCUGAACAGGACUUUGUUCCAGCUGCCAAAGAUACUGACGAUGUUGGUGAAGAAACUGACGUCAAAGUUGAAGAAGAAACUGACGUCAAAGUUGAAGAAUUGAAAGAAUCCCCCGAGGAAGGUGUGUCAUAUGAGGUAGUUACUCCAGAAGGUGCUGAGGAGGAUGUGUCCACUGAACCAAGUGAGAUUGUUCUCGAGCAGUCAUUGCAGGACUUUGAAACGGAAGCUCCAAGUCAAGUGUUCCAAAGUUACGAUGAAGAUACCGUGGCUACUGUGGCGGCUGAAGAUGAUAACAUUACGUCUCAGGAAACCCAAAAAGAAGUUGAACUGUCCUUGGAGCCAAGUGAAAUUGUUCUUGUACAGGAUGUAAUGGAGUUUGAACAUGAGGCUCCGUCUAAAGCCCUGACUCAAGUAGAAGGAGAAGAACCCCAGGAAGAGGAAAGUGUUGCUGAGGAAGAACUCGACCAGACAUUGGCACCAGAGGAAGAUUCAGCUGUCAGUACAGAGUUCCAGGAGACAGAAUCUGAUGCAGUAGAAAGUUUCCCUACUGAGACAGAGGAGGAGGAUCUGAUGACAAGACCACGUAGUCCUGAAGCUGUUGAUGAUGAGUGGAUCAAACCCAUAAUUGAAGCAAAUGCUGAAGAGUUUGGUGUUAUGGAAGGGCAAACUGUGACCAAAACAAUUGAGAAGUUUGAAGAAAGUUUUGGACAAGACAGUGAAAUCGAUGUGUAUGAAAACAUUGCUGAACAGGACCCUAUACCAGCUGCCAAAGAUACUGCAAGUGUUGGAGAAUCAACUGAUGUCGAAAAUGAAGAAGACCAGGCAGAGGAAAUCAAUAUUGAGGAAGAGCUUGAUCAGACAUUUUCAUUGGAAGAAGAUUUAGUUCGAAGUACAGAGUUUCAUGAGACAGAAUCUGAUGCCGUCGAAUCUUUCAUAGUGAAUACAGAGGAACAUGAUCUGAUGACAAGAUCAAGAAGCCCGGAGGCUGUUGAUGAUGAGUGGAUUAAGCCCAUAGUGGAAGCGAACGCCUCGGAGUUUGGUGUCGUGGAAGGUCAAACUGUGACUAAGGAGCAGGAGACAUUUGGAAAAAGAUUUGGCCCCGACAGUGAAGUUGAAGUGUAUGACAUCUGGUACUGGCAACAAGAUUUGCAAUCAACUGUGAACACCAUUGCAGAAAAUGUUGAAGACGAAGCUGACCUUGCUGUUGUGGGAACUGACAUGGAGACUACUGAAUCCGGUAUUACCAGCCACGAAACUCUACAGAAUGUCAGUGCAUUGGAAGGGACUGACGAGAGAGUUGCCGUUCCCACAGAGCGGUGCGAAUUUGUAAUGGAGAAAGAAUUAACAGCAUUUGAACACGAAGCACCAUUUAUAGCCUUAGACCAACAGAAUGGGGAGGAAAUCCAGGGACACGAAUACUCAGCUGAGAAUGAAGAUCAUCUGCAAAGUACUCAAGAAAAGGUUCAGGAGGCUGUGCUGGAGACGGACACUGGCUCUGCUGAGACUACUGAAGCAAAGAAACCACCGUCCAUCGUUUCUCAAAUCAGUUACUCAAGCCUCAGAGACUUUGAUGUUCAAGACCUUGGAGAAAGCAUCGAAGAAGCGAUUCUGGAGUCUGACCAUACUUAUUUAUCUCGGUUUGAGUCAAGUCAAGUGCAGAGGACGGUGAGUUCCAGUUGCACAGAAAAGCAUGUGGACAUUUUGGUAAAGUCGAUUAGUCCAACUUCUUUCACAAGUCAGUCUGAGUUCAUAUGCAGUUCAACCGUAUCGCCUGAACCGGAAGGCCAGCUAUUGGCGGAUUUUGAAUCAGAGGAAACGACUGAACAGCAAGAAGUGCAACAGAUAGUGACUGAGGCUGAAGAAGGGACAAUGUCUCUAUACGAGCAAGAAUCUGAGAUUUCUGAGCAAUUUCAGCAGACAGAAUCUGAUGCAGUUGAACAUUUCCCCACUGAGACAGAGGAGGAGGAUCUGAUGACAAGACCACGUAGUCCUGAGGCUGUUGAUGAUGAAUGGAUCAAGCCCAUAAUGAAAGCAAAUGCUGAAGAGUUUGGUGUUGUGGAAGGGCAGACUGUGACUAAAGAAACUGAGAAUAUUGGUGAAAGUUUUGGUCGAGACAAUGAAAUCGACAUGUACGAAAGCACUGCCGAACAAGAACUUAUACUAGCUGCGAACAGUGCUGCUGAUGUAGAAGAAGACACUAAUGUCGCCGAUGAAGAAUCUAAAGAAAUCUCUGAAGAAGGUGCAUCAUAUAAGACAGUCACUCCAGAAGGUGCUGGGGAGGAUGUGUCCACUGAACCAAGUGAGAUUGUUCUUGAACAGUCAUUGCAGGACUUUGAAACCGAAGCUCCAAGUCAAGUCUUUCAAAACUUCGAUGAAAUUACCGAGGCUCCUGAAUCUAUUUCUCCGGCGGAAGAAGAUACCAUGACAUCUCAAGAAACCCAAGAAGCUGAAAUGUCCUCCGAGCCAAGUGAAAUUGUUCUCGAACAAGACAUUGCCGAGUUUGAACAUGAAGCACCUGUCAAAGCGUUGAGUCAAUUUGAUGGAGAAGACAUCCUGGUGAAACAAAUUGUUGGAGAAGCUGAAGUAGUAGACAAAGCAACGACUGAAACAGAGUCCGUUGUAUGUAGAGAAAUAGAUGAGGCUACUGGUGUGUCAGAAGAAACCAAUGAACCAGCAGAGUUGUUGAUAGAGCCAAGUGGAAUUAAUUUAGGACAAGAUGCAACAGAGUUCGAAAAGGAGGCCCCGUCAAUGGCCCUGACUCAAGUUGGAAGGGAAGACACCGAGGAUGAGGAACUUGCUGCCGAGGAAGAACCCGACCAGACACUGACUACAGAAAAAGAUUCAGCUGUCAGUACAGAGUUCCAGGAGACAGAAUCUGAUGCAGUUGAAAGUUUCCCCACUGAGACAAAGGAGGAGGAUCUGAUGACAAGACCACGUAGUCCUGAGGCUGUUGAUGAUGAGUGGAUUAAACCCAUAGUGGAAGCAAAUGCUGAAGAGUUUGGUGUUGUGGAAGGGCAAACUGUGACCAAAACAAUUGAGAGUUUUGAAGAAAGUUUUGGACAAAACAGUGAAAUCGAUGUGUAUGAAACCACCGCCGAACAGGAACCUAUACCAGCUGUCAGUGAUUCUCCUGAUAUAUCGAAAAAAACUGACGUCGACAUUGAAGAAACAAGAAGUAUUCCCGAAGAAGAUGCAUCAUAUGAGACAGUAAUUACAGAUGGCACCGAGGAGGAUGUGUCCACUGAAGUAAGUGAGAUUGUUCUUGAACAAGCAUUGCAGGACUUUGAAACGGAUGCUCCAAGUCAAGUGUUCCAAAAUUUCGAUGAAGAUACUGAGACUUCUGAACCCACUGUGACUGCUCAAGAGGAUACCACGAUGUCUCCCGAGACCCAAGAAGAAGAGGAACUGUCCUUGGAGCCAAGUGAAAUUGUUCUCGGACAAGACCUAGCCGAUUUUGAACAUGAAGCACCUGUCAAAGCGUUGAGUCAGUUUGAUGGAGAAGACAUUCUGGUGAAAGAAAUUGUGGGAGAAGCUGAAGUAGUAAACAAAGCGACGUCAGAGGAAGAGUCCGUUGUAUGUACAGAAUUAGAUGAAGUUACUGCUGUGUCAGAAGAAACCAAUGAACCAGCAGAGGUGUUGACUGAGCCAUGUGAGAUUAAUCUAGGCCAAGAUGUAACAGACUUUGAACAUGAGGCACCGUCAAUAGCCCUGACUCAAGUUGGAAAGGAAGAUAUAGAGGAUGAGGAACUUGCUGCUGAGGAAAAUAUCGACCAGACUUUGGCACCAGAGGAAGAUUCAGCUGUCAGUACAGAGUUCCAGGAGACAGAUUCUGAUGCAGUAGAAAGUUUCCCCACUGAGACAGAGGAGGAGGAUCUGAUGACAAGACCACGUAGUCCUGAGGCUGUCGAUGAUGAGUGGAUCAAACCCAUAUUGGAAGCAAAUGCUGAAGAGUUUGGUGUUGUUGAAGGGCAGACUGUGACAAAAGAAAUGGAGAACUUUGAAGAAAGCUUUGGACAAGACAGUGAAAUCGAUGUCAAUGAAAAUAUUUUUGAACAGGACGUUGUACCAGCUGCCAAAGAUGCAGAUGACGUUGGAGACGAAGGUGAUGUCGACGCUGAAGAAUCAAAAGAAAUUACUGAAGAGGGUGCAUCAUAUGAGACGGUUACUCCAGAUGGCACUGAGGAGGAUGUGACAACCGAACCAAGCGAGAUUAUUCCUGAACAAUCAUUGCAAGAAUUUGAAACUGAAGCUCCUAGCCAAGUCUUCCAAACUUUAGAUAACAAUACAGAGACUCCUGAACCUUCUGUGACGACUGAAGAGGACACUGUGGUGUCUGGGGAAACCCAAGAAGAAAUUGAAAUGUCAUCCGAGCCAAGUGAAAUUGUUCUCGGACAAGACCUAGCCGAGUUUGAACAUGAAGCGCCGGUCAAAGCGUUAAGUCAGUUUGACGGUGAAGAUAUUCAGGAGACUGAAAUCACGGAAGAAGUAGUUGACCAGGCUGAGAUAUCGCCAGAGCCUUGUGAAAUUGAUUUAGGCCAAGAUGUAACAGAAUUUGAACUUGAAGCACCGUCUAAAGCUCUAACUCAGGCAGAAAAGGAAGAAAUUCAAGCAGAGGACAUUGUAGAUGAAGAAGAACCCGACCAGACGUCGGCACCAGAAGAAGAUUCAGCUCUUAGUACAGAGUUCCAGGAGACAGAAUCUGAUGCAGUAGAACGUUUCCCUACUGAGACAGAGGAGGAGGAUCUGAUGACAAGACCACGUAGUCCAGAGGCUGUUGAUGAUGAGUGGAUCAAACCCAUAGUGGAAGCAAAUGCUGAAGAGUUUGGUGUUGUGGAAGGGCAAACUGUGACCAAAACAAUUGAGAGGUUUGAAGCCAGUUUUGGACAAAACAGUGAAAUUGAUGUGUAUGAAUCCACCUCCGAACAGGAACUUAUACCAGCUGUCAGCAAUUCUGCUGAUAUAGAAAAAGAAACUGACAUUGAAGAAACAAGAAGUAUUUCCGAAGAAGGUGCAUCAUAUGAGACAGUAAUUGCAGAUGACACUGAGGAGGAUGUGUCCACUGAACCAAGUGAGAUUGUUCUUGAACAGUCAUUGCAGGACUUUGAAACCGAAGCUCCAAGUCAAGUGUUUCAAAACUUCGACGAAAUUACUGAGGCUCCUGAAUUUAUUUCUCCGACUGAAGAAGAUAUCAUGACAUCUCAAGAAACCCAAGAAGCUGAAAUGUCCUCCGAGCCAAGUGAAAUUGUUCUCGAACAAGACAUUGCCGAGUUUGAACAUGAAGCACCAGUCAAAGCGUUGAGUCAGUUUGAUGGGGAGGAAAUUCAGGAGAAGGAAAUCGUUGGAGAAGUCGAAAAAGAGGCGUCUGAGGAAGAUUCGGAACUUCGGGAUACUACUACUAUGUCGGAGGAAACCGAUGAACAAGCAGAGGUGUCGAUAGAGCCAUGUGAAAUUGAUUUUGGCCAAGACAUUACAGAAUUUGAACAUGAGGCUCAGUCUAUAGCCUUGACUCAGGCAGGCAGUGAUGAAGUUCAAGAGGAGGAAAUUGUUUCCGAGUCAGAACUUAACCAGACAUUGGCACCAGAGGAAGAUUCAGUUGUCAGUACAGUGUUCCAGGAGAUAGAAUCUGAUGCAGUAGAAAGUUUCCACACUGAGACAGAGGAGGAGGAUCUGAUGAUAAGACCACGUAGUCCUGAGGCUGUCGAUGAUGAGUGGAUCAAACCCAUAUUGGAAGCAAAUGCUGAAGAGUUUGGUGUUGUUGAAGGGCAGACUGUGACAAAAGAAAUUGAGAACUUUGAAGAAAGCUUUGGACAAGACAGUGAAAUCGAUGUCAAUGAAAAUAUUUUUGAACAGGACGUUGUACCAGCUGCCAAAGAUGCGGAUGCUGUUGGAGACGAAGGUGAUGUCGACGCUGAAGAAUCAAAUGAAAUUACUGAAGAGGGUGCAUCAUAUGAGACGGUUACUCCAGAUGGCACUGAGGAGGAUGUGACAACUGAACCAAGCGAGAUUAUUCCUGAACAGUCAUUGCAAGAAUUUGAAACUGAAGCUCCUAGCCAAGUCUUCCAAACUUUAGACAACAAUACAGAGACUCCUGAACCUUCUGUGACGACUGAAGAGGACACUGUGGUGGAGGACCUAGCCGAGUUUGAACAUGAAGCGCCGGUCAAAGCGUUAAGUCAGUUUGACGGUGAAGAUAUUCAGGAGACUGAAAUCACGGAAGAAGUAGUUGACCAGGCUGAGAUAUCGCCAGAGCCUUGUGAAAUUGAUUUAGGCCAAGAUGUAACAGAAUUUGAACUUGAAGCACCGUCUAAAGCUCUAACUCAGGCAGAAAAGGAAGAAAUUCAAGCCGAGGACAUUGUAGAUGAAGAAGAACCCGACCAGACGUCGGCACCAGAAGAAGAUUCAGCUCUUAGUACAGAGUUCCAGGAGACAGAAUCUGAUGCAGUAGAAAGUUUCCCUACUGAGACAGAGGAGGAGGAUCUGAUGACAAGACCACGUAGUCCCGAGGCUGUUGAUGAUGAAUGGAUCAAACCCAUAGUGGAAGCAAAUGCUGAAGAGUUUGGUGUUGUGGAGGGGCAGACUGUGACCAAAGAAAUUAAGAAUUUUGAAGAAAGUUUUGGACGAGACAGUGAAAUCGAUGUAUUUGGAAGCACCGCCGUGCAGGAACUUAUACCAGCUGUCAGCACUUCUGCUGGUGUAGAAAAAGAAACUGACGUCGACAAUGAAGAAUCAAAAAGGAUCCCCGAAGAAGAUGCAUCGUAUGAGACAGUAACUCCAGAAGGUACUGAGGAGGAUGUGUCCACUGAACCAAGUGAAAUUAUUCUUGAACAGUCAUUGCAGGACUUUGAAACUGAUGCUCCAAGUCAAGUGUUCCAAACGUUCGAUGUAGAUGCCGAGGCUUCUGAAUCUAGUUCACCGAGGGAAGAAGAUACCUUGACGUCUCAAGAAACUCAAGAAGUUGAAAUGUCCUCUGAGCCAAGUGAAAUUGUUCUCGGACAAGACAUUGCCGAUUUCGAAUAUGAAGCCCCUGUCAAAGCAUUAAGUCAGUUUAAAGGAGAAGAUAUUCAGGUGGAGGAAGAAAUCGUCGGAGAAGUUGAAGAUGUAGAAAAAGUGACAUCAGAAGAAGAGUUCGUUGUCUGUACUGAACGCAGUGAGACUACUGCUGUGUCGGAAGAAACCGAUGAACACGCAGAGAUAUUGACAGAGCCAUGUGAAAUUGAUUUAGGUCAAAAUGUAACAGAGUUUGAACAUGAAGCACAGGAAAUUGUUGCUGAGAAAGAACACGACCAGACAUCAGCGCCAGGGGAAGAUUCAGCUCUCAGUACAGAGUUCCAGGAGACAGAAUCUGAUGCAGUAGAAAGUUUCCACACUGAGACAGAGGAGGAGGAUCUGAUGACAAGACCACGUAGUCCUGAGGCUGUCGAUGAUGAAUGGAUCAAACUCAUAGUGGAAGCAAACGCUGAAGAGCUAUGCAUUGCUGAAGGGCAGAUUAUGACAAAACACAUGAAGACAUUCGAAGAAAGCUUCGAAAGUAACAGUGAAGUGGAUAUGUACAACAGCAUGGCUGCACAGUCAAGUUCAACUUCCAUUGAAGUAUCUGAAGACAUAGUUGAAGACACUGCUUUCUCAGUUGAGAAAUCAGUGACUGUUUCUUUCGAAGAUGAAUCAACUGAGACUGUACCUUCCCGAGAUUCAGUGGAUGAUGUUUCUGCGGAGCAGACUGAGAUCACCCUUGUGCAGUCUUUCGAAGAAUUUGAAACUGAAACUCCAAGUAAAGCUCUUCAGGAAAGUGAUGCUGGGGAAUGUACUACCGAAAUAAAGUCCAUCUCUGAUGAGCUGUGUGGUUCUAGCGAGGAAAGGAAAUCGCCGCUCGUUGUCUCCCAAAUUAGUUACAGCAGUCUUAGGGACUUUGAUGUUCCAGACCUCGGAGAAAGUAUUGAAGAGGCUAUCCUUGAAGGUGACCAGACUUAUUUAUCUCGAUAUGAGUCAAACCAGGUGCAGAGAACAGUGGGUUCCUCUACCACAGAAAAGCAUGUCGACAUUUUAGUGAAGCCCGUUAGUCCAUCUUCGUACACAAGUCAGUCUGAAUUUACAUUCAGUGCAGCACACGUGGUUGAACACAAAAUCUCUAUGUCAGAGAAUCUAUGUUCAGAACAAAACGUGCAAGAAAUCCUUGUCACCGAUUUAGAUGCUGCUGACGUCGAAGAUUUCGAUGCUGAACGCUGUGUAGACACCAUGUCUGAGGCAGCCUUACAAGAAUACCGAGAGCUGGAACCUGAAAAUGGAGCUCCUGGGACAGACACAGAGAAAGUGGAGAACGACAUUAUUAUCACUACAGGGGCUGAUGACAGCAACGCUUCUGAUGUUCAAACCAUGGUUCCUGAUACACCAGACUGGCUGGCAUAUCCUGUUGCAGAUAAUAAGAACUCUUUGUAUGCUGGGCAAGUAGGAUCAAGUUCAUCACUAACGGGCAGCGCUGAAAUUCAAAAACCCAUUAAGGGACUUGACUCACAUGAGCUCGUUCCUGAUUUUGGUGAGCUCGAUUCGGAGCAGGAACGCAAAGAAUCUGUGCAAGAGCCUGAUGAAACACGUUCAGAAAUAUCACCGAACGAGGGAGUUCCCGUGACAGAUUUAGACGCUGAUGAAGUAACUCAGAACGAGGAAAUUCAAGUGAUAGAUUUAGAUACCGAGGAAACAGCACAAAAUGAAGAAAUACCCGUCACAAAUUUGAAAAUUCCAGAAGCAGAAGCAGAUGUGCAGGAAACUUUGACAGAUGACAAAAAUCAAGUUUCUGACUUAGAUUUCCAGGAGAUAGUGGAAAAUGAGGGGGUUCCAGUCACAGAUUUAGACGACUUUGAAAACAAUCAGGCAGAAGAUGUUUUAAUAACAGACCUUGACGCCCCAGAACCAGAUGCUGACAUUGAAAUUUCAACUGUUGGAUAUGCAGUUUCCGCAGACCUCACUCAGGGAGCUGCCUGCACUACUGCUGAUGAUAGUGACGAAAAUAUGGUUGAAAAAGAUGCACAAGACGAUUCAUGCCAAACAUUCACGCAGGUAGCAUCAGAAAGUUUCGAUGAUGGUCAUGGGCUGAUCGUUGAACCUCAUGGUUAUGAUGAUGUUGAGGAAGAAAAAGAAGAAGAAGAAGAAGAAGAAGAAGAAGAAGAAGAAGAAGAAGAAGAAGAAGAAGAAGAAGAAGAAGAAGAAGAAGAAGAAGAAGAAGCUCUUAAACAAGAAGAGGAAGGACACCAAGACAAUAAUGGCCAACUGCAGCAGAGUGAAACAGUCAAUCCUGAAGAAGAGUUUGAAAUCAUAGAACGAGAGCAAAAACAAACAAAAGAGCAAGGGGAAGAAAUGUUGAAAGAAACAUGUGGACAAUUUGGACCCGAGGAAAGCACCCCAGAACAAAUGGUGCUGGAAGAAGUCCAAACUGCUGCCGAACAGGUGCCAGCUUUAUUUUCUCAAGAAAACCAAGAGUUCGAAGAAUUUCCUUCAGACCAACAGGAGCCUCACGUCACUCAGGAGAGUGGGGAGAUUUUGAUUCAGGGUGGUGGGCGUCCUGGGGUGGAGGAUUUGCCUCAGCUUAUCAUCACUGCUGCCUCUGAGACAGAGAGCCUUGACAGUUCCAUGUCUAUGUCUGUUGACACCCCGCUUGAAGAAAAUGUCUUCGCAAAAACUAUUUCUGGUGAAGAAUCUGGUGUAGAUACCACCGCUUCUGAACAAGGAGAAAGAGAAGAAGGAAAAGAAAAAGAAGAACAACAAGACCAGGAAGAACAAGAACAAGAACAAGGACAAGAAGAAGGACAAGGUCAAGAAGACGAAAAAGAAGAAGAACAAGAGCAAGAGGAAAAGGAAGAAAAGGAAGAAGAUGAAGAAGAAGAUGAAGAUGAAGAAGAUGAAGAAGAGGAUGAAGAUGAUGAAGAUGAUGAAGAAGAUGAAGGAGGAGAAGACGAAGUGCCUGUUGUUCAAGAAGACCACCAACAGCAGCAACAGCAUGCGGUACCUCCUGAAGCAAAACCUGCGGUACAACAACAACUCCUCAUCUUAACUGAUUUUCCCACUCCAAAUGAGAGACCCGAACCUUCUCCUUUGGGAUUUGUCGCGCUAGAAGACAUCUUUCUUCCUCGUUGGUUGCGUGCUUCCUCUGAAUGCCUUGAUCAAGUUCAUAUUGAGACGACCGACGUAUUGGCAAGAGCAGCUAGUCCAGAAGCCCUCGACGAUGAGGUCGUGAAAUCUGUUGCCCACGAAAGGACAGACAAUUUCACGAUGGAGAGUGCUGUUCAACAACACACCUUCAUGGCCCAUGGUGAAGACAAUUUCAACAUUUUCGAUACUGGUUCUGAUUUUAUUGAUUACGAGCCAAUAACGACUGACUGGGCUACCCUUACAGAGAGGCUGUCAAGCCCUGAGGCCGCGGACGAUGAGAUCUUACAAACACAAGACAGCAGUAAGAUGGUAUUUAACGAAACUUGUCCUGUACAAAGAAUAGAAAUUACUGCACCAGAUGAGACAGAGGGCAGUUUAGUUGCUGGUUCGCUGGAGUAUUCAGAUAGCACUUCUUCUGCAGCUACAAAAGAGGGAGAGAAAGAAGAAGAAGAAGAAGAAGAAGAAGAAGAAGAAGAAGAAGAAGAAGAAGAAGAAGAAGAAGAAGAAGAAGAAGAAGAAGAAGAAGAAGAAGAAGAAGAAGAAGCAAAGAAAGAACAAAGUCAGGUAGAGGGAGUAGAACAAGAACAAAAACAAGAAGAACAAGUAGAACAAGUAGAACAAGUAGAACAGGAACAGGUGGAACUCCUUGAACAGAAACAAACAGAACAAUCUCAACAAGAGCAAGAAACGCCAGCAGAACAGCCAGAAGAAGUAGGGGUGCGAGAAGAAGAAAAAGAAGAAGAAGAAGAAGAAGAAGAAGAAGAAGAAGAAGAAGAAGAAGAAGAAGAAGAAGAAGAAGAAGAAGAAGAAGAAGAAGAAGAAGAAGAAGAAGAAGAAGAAAAAGAAGAAGAAGAAGAACAUCGAAAAUUAGAACAAUCUCCAGUGAACAACGAACAAGAACAAGUAGAUCAAAAGCAACAAAUACAAAUAGAACAAGAACAAGAACAAGUAAAUCAAGAACAAAAGCAAGAAAAACAAGGAGAACAAGAGGUAGUAGAACAUGAACAAGAAGAAAACGUAGAACAAGAAUUUGUAGCACAAGAAUUGAAAGAGCAAGUAGAACAAGAAGAAGAUGAACAAAUAGAGCAAGAAGAAGGAGAACACGAAGAACAAGAAAAACAAGUCGUACAAGAACAAGAAGAACCAGAGCAAAAAGCAGUGCAGGAACAAGGGGAGCUCUUAGAACAAACACAGACAGAGCGAUUAGAAAAAGAGCAAGAAAUACCAGUUGAACAACUGGAAGGGCAUACUGGAGAAGAAGGAGAAGAAGAAGCAGAAGAAGCAGAAGAAGCAGAAGAAGCAGAAGAAGAAGAAGAAGAAGAAGAAGAAGAAGAAGAAGAAGAAGAAGAAGAAGAAGAAGAAGAAGAAGAAGAAGAAGAAGAAGAAGAAGAAGAAGAACAUCGAAAAUUAGAACAAUCUCCAGUGAACAAUGAACAUGAACAAGUAGAUCAAAAGCAAACAAUACAAGUAGAACAAGACCAAGAACUAACAGAGCAAGAACAAAUAAACCAAGAACAAAAACAAGAAGAACAAGAAGAACAAGAAAAAGUAGAACAAGAGCUAUUAGAACAAGAAAAAGAACAAGAAGAAAACGUAGAGCAAGAACUUGUAGCACAAGAACUGAAAGAGCAAGUAGAGCAAGAAGAAGAUGAACACGUAGAGCAAGAAGAAAGAGAACACGAAGAAAAAGAAAAACAAGUCGAACAAGUACAAGAAGAACGAGUAGUAAGAGAGGAAACAGUAGAGCAGGAACAAGGACAGCUCUUAGAACAAAAACAGACGGGGCAAUUAGAACAAAAGCUAGAAAUGCAAGUAGAACGACUGGAAGAAGAAGAAGAAGAAGAAGAAGAAGAAGAAGAAGAAGAAGAAGAAGAAGAAGAAGAAGAAGAAGAAGAAGAAGAAGAAGAAGAAGAAGAAGAAGAACAGCAUAGAAAAUUACAACAAUCUCCAGAAGAACAACAGCAAGAUGAGUUACUUGAUCAGGCAUCAGAGAAGGGAGAGCAUCAGAGCGAACCAGAAAAAGGAAGUGGGACGCAAUCAAUUGCUGAUCAAUCAGGGACUGAGACUUUGGCAGAAACUUUAGUUGCACAAGAAGUAAAGGAAGACGUUUAUCCUGUUGAUUCUGCUUCUAAUGCUCCAGAGAAAACCGACACACGAAAACGUCUAGCUGACUUAGACUACUCCUCAAGCGAAGUCACUCAAUCGUUUGAAUGGCAUUCUCCACAGUCAGAACAGGAGGAAAUUGUUGAAGGCGAGAACAUCGUUGCUUCUAAACAACUGCAGACACUAGAGUCGGUGAGAGAAGAAGGUCAAGUUGUAUUUGCUUUGGACUUCGACAGCGCGGAAGGUGUUCCUUCUGUGCUUCUGCAAGGAGAUAACGGCCUUAUUGCUAGUUCAGACAGAAACCUAACUGCUCAUCCAGAAAUUAAAGAAGAACCCGAUUAUCAGUCAGGUGUGAGGUUUUCUUUGGGUAGUGAAUCGGAAACCUCUCUCGAAACUGCUCAAGACAACAAUCUCGAAGCAAGACACAAGAAAAGUUCUAGAGACGGUUAUCAUGACAUGCUGGAGGUAUUCGGUAUCACUGAUCCUCCAGGGAGUCCAGGUAGCCCAACUAGCAGGGACCGUCUCCACAGACCCUCAACAUCCUCCAUUGAGUCCUUCGAGUCCACGGACCCAAAUGUCGUCAAGAUGCUGGAAGCUUUUGGCGUGGUUAGUCACCCCACCUGCGCCGAAGAAAUUGAAGUUGAUAUGUCUACGCUUACUGCCGCCCACUUACUGAGCCGACCGGAGAGUCCGUUGUCGGCAUGUGGAGGUUACGCCGGUGAUCGGGACCUUGACGAUGGUCAAAGAUCGUCAAGCGGUCAUCGAGAAUUACAACCAGCUUUCAAGGACAGUUUUCACCACGUCAAUGACGUCGAGUUUGCAAUUAAUCAAGAGGUUGAUGUUGCGUCUGAGGCGUCCCGUUGUGACAGUCCAGAAGCCAUGUACGUGGAUGCUUGGCUGAGUAGUCAACGUUUCAACGUUCAUGGCGAGGUCACUGACGUACAGGUGUCAAGAGCUGACUCUGAAAGCUGUACGACUGCCCAGACAGAGGAUGGUUCCAUGCUUGGCGAUAACACCCGUUUCGAAUUUAGCUAUCGGGAGUCAUCGUCACUAACGCAGACGCAUGGAGAUGCCUCAGAGAGAUCCAGUCAAGUGGGCGAGGCAGUUGUGCAAGAGGACAAUGGCGGGAGAAACGGAGGAGGAGGAGAAGAAGAAGAAAAAGAAGGAGAACAGGCAGAAGAAGAAGAAGAAGAAGAAGAAGAAGAAGAAGAAGAAGAAGAAGAAGAAGAAAAAGAAGAAGAAGAAGAAGAGGAUGAAGAGGAAGAAGAGGAGCCACAGCAUCGAAAAUUACAACAAUCUCCAGAAGAACAACAGCAAGAUGGGUUACUUGAUCAGGCAUUAGAGAAGGGAGGGCAUCAGAGCAAAGCAGAAGAAGAAGAAGAAGAAGAAGAAGAAGAAGAAGAAGAAGAAGAAGAAGAAAAAGAAGAAGAAGAAGAAGAAGAAGAAGAAGAAGAAGAAGAAGAAGAAGGGCAGCAACAACAACGAGAUGAACGUGGCAAAGAAAAUCAAAAAGAAAUUCUGGAAGAAUUAAAAGAGAGACAAGAAGAAAAACAAGAAGAAUGCAUCUCUCAACAGACAGUACAGACUACAGAGUCUGAUGUACUGGUACUGGCCCAAGAUGACGCAGAGAUUUGCGUUGGGACAGAAGUCGUGGAUGUCACGGAAAUAAGGGAACCCUCUGUUGUGACAAAAUCUGAGAGUGACGAGGAAGAGGAAGAAGAAGAAUUUCAAGACACGAGUGAGGUUCCUAUCCUUAUGGCAGCUGAAGAUCAAAGUGAAAGAGAAGAUGAACUAACUAUGGAAAUUUCCACUUCUACUUUAGAUGAACCACUUUCAGUAUCCGAAACAGUAAAAAUGGCAUCUCAAGAUAUUGCCUUGGGUUUUAAUUCAACGUCACUAACGGAAAUCGACAGAAAAGUGGAGAUACUUACCGAAGAAGAUUCCACUGCACUGGAGCAAGAUUCCACUUUAAGUGGCAUUGACCGAAGAGAAAGCCGAUUUUCGGAGACAAGGGAAACCCAUAGAAUUCAAAACAGCAUAUUUAGCACGGGAGUUGUACCGAAUGCUAGUCUCUUCAAGGCCCCAGAACCGUUCAUCUCCAAAGAACGGCUGUCGUCUGAUGAAGACGACGAUGACGAUGAAGAAGAGAGCAGUGCUGAGGAGGAGGAAGAGGAUCUGGAAGCCAGUGAGAAAGACCAAACUGAAAAGCAAAUAACUGAGACCGUCCCCGAAGAAGAAUCACAAACAUUUAAGCGUAAAGAAGAAGAAGAAGAAGAAGAAGAAGAAGAAGAAGAAGAAGAAGAAGAAGAAGAAGAAGAAGAAGAAGAAAAAGAAGAAGAAGAAGAAAACAAAGACGGUGGGGCGCUCAGAAAAGACGAGGAGGGACACCAAGAAGACGUCACUUCCUCGCAAGAGACAGAAGAUACUGUAGCCAUACAAGAUACCCAAGACUCCAGGGAACAACAAGCGACAAGAGACAUCACAGCGUCACUGGAACCAGCAGACAUCACUGAGUUGCGUGAGACGAAGGACGUUUCUGAAGAGCAAGACAUCGAAGGUGUAACGGCGUCACAAGAUGUUAAAGUCAUGACAGAAUCAUCAGAAACUAAAGAAUUCACGCACCUACACGAGAACGAAGAUGUCACUCUGGCUCAAGAGACAGAACAAGUCUCACAGUCAAACGAGUCGGUGAAUGUGUCAGAACAACAAGAAGCAGAAGACGUCAUUCAGUCACAAGAAACAGGAGACGUCAUCCAGUCACAAGAGACAGAAGAGAUUAUGUUCGUACAAGAUGUAAAUGAUGUCCAAACAUCAGAAAGCCAAUUAGACGCCCCAGGACCACAAGAUGCGGAAGAUGUCGUGAAUGCACAAACUUUACAGACAGACAGCCUGACAGAAACACAGACAGACAGUUUGACGGAAAUGCAGACUGACGAGUUGACCGAAUCUGAGACCAGUGUGAUGACUGAAUCACAGACUGAACACUUGACUGAAUCACAGACUGAACACUUGACUGAAUCACAGACUGAAUCACAGACUGAAAUCAUGGCUGAGUCACCGACUGAAAUCGUGACAGAAAAACUGACUCACGAGUUGACCGAAUCUGAAACCAGAGUGAUGACUGACUCACAGACUGAACUCAUGACUGAACCACAGACUGAACUCAUGACUGAAUCACAGACUGAACUCACGACUGAAUCACAGACUGAACUCAUGACUGAAUCUGAACUCAUGACUGAAUCACAGACUGAAAUCAUAACCGAGUUACAGACUGAAAUCGUGACAGAAAAACAAACUGACGAGUUGACCGAAUCACAGACUGAAAUGAUGACAGAAACACAGUCUGACCAACUGACAAAAACACAGCCUGAUGAACUGACCGAAACACAAACUGACGAUUUGGUCGAAACUGAAAUUAGCGUGAUGACUGAAUCACAGUCUGUAAUCAUGACUGAGCCGGAGACUGACAUCAUGGCUGAAUCGCAGACGGAAAUCAUGACUGAAUCACAGACAGAAAUCAUGACUGAAACACAGACAGAAACCAUGACUGAAUCACAGACAGAAAUCAUGACUGAAUCACAGACCGAAAUCAUGACUGAGUCACAGACUGAAGAAAUGAGAGAAAAACAGACUGACCAACUAACGGAAACACAGUCUGAUGAACUGACUGAAACACAAACUGACGAGUUGGUAGAAACUGAAACUAGGGUGAUGACUGAAUCAAUGACUGAAAUCAUGACCGAGUCACAGACUGACGAAAUGACAGAAAAACAGACUGACGAGUUGACGGAAAUACAAACCGACGAACUGAGCUCAGAGCAAACUGACAUGGUCACCGAAACACUGACAAACAUCUUGACAGAAAUAAAGACUGACGUGUUGACCGACGCUCAGCAUGAUGAGUUCACCAGUACACAAACCGAAAUGCAGACUGAGGAAUUGAUACAAACGCAGUUGGAAGGCUAUUCUUCUGACCAGACAGACCUGUUGCUAGAGGUCCAGACUGACGAUCUAACAGAAAGACGAUCUGACAACGACAAAGUAACGGAGCAGCAAAAUAAGUACCUGACAGAAGAACAGGAUAACCAAAUGACAGAGACCUGGGUUGAUCAGGUGACCUGCUUCGAAACAACUCAAUUUGAACAAGUACAAGAAGUCCAUCAGAGUGAACAACGGGACGAACAAAACUAUGAAGAGGUCCAACUGGUACAAGAACAAGAGCAAGUCCAGCAGCUGCAACAAUCUGAGCUAGAACAAGAAGAAGUCCAACAGCAUACACGUCAAGAGGAGCAGGAACGAGAAGUAAAACCAGGGGAAGAAGAUCAAAUUGAAAUCCACCAAGAGCAAAUCCAAAGGCAAAUGCAGCAGCAAGAGGAGCAAGAACAGGAUGAAUCGGAGCUAUCUGAACAACAUCAGCAACAACGGCAAGAAGAGGAUUCUCUCGAUUUGCACAUUGUAGAACCAGGUGACGAUUCAUCUUUGCUGCGACAGGAUGGUGAAAGCGACGACGAGGACACAGACGAGUUCCAGGAGUGUGAAGAGCAUCUCCUAGAUACAGGUGAAAACAACUCAACAGAACGUUGUCAGGAGCUUCAAGCGGAAGACACACCCAGAGCUGAACAGGAAUUCCUUUCAGACGAGCCAGAAAAGCAGGAUCUAUCAGAAGUUUCUGAGCUGCAACAAGAUAAUCUGACAAUCAACGAGUCAUACUAUAGCGAAACAUCACUAUCCGUCCAAGAGUCAAGAUCGUGCCAUCUCGAAACAACUGCUGAGACACCAGAAGCUAGUGAAUUGGUGUCGGAGAUCGUGGAAGAAGUGGAAAGGCAAGACGGAGAGCUGCUCCAAACGGCUGAGUCGGUGUCUGUGACAGAGAGCAGCCAAUCAACUGACGAGGUGCGACAAGAGACUGUACAGCAAGAGGCGAGUGAGCCUGCUGGUGAAAGCCAAAGCGUGGAGGAGCGGCAGCAGAUGGUCAGCGACGCCACAGCGGAAGACUACAGCGCUCAGCUGGCCGAGGUGCACUCCAUGAUGACGUCAUUCUCGCGCCGCGUCAGUUGUGACGUAGAUCACUGCCACAUGGACAUCAUUGGGGCCAUUGACACCCUGGUGGAGAAGAUGGCGCAAGAGCUGCAAGCCGGGACGUUAUCCACGAGCGAGGUCAUGGCAGAAUUGUCCACUCUGACUUCAAGUAACCCUCGGCGCCAGAGCCGAGUGGGCUCCACCGAUACGUCCUCUUUGAGCGCCAGUAGAGAAGUGUCCCCAGCCCCCAACAAUGUGACCACUGGACAGCUGUCGUCCAGCCCUGGUGGGGCUGUGGAGACACAACAAGGACAACGAGACCAGCUGGAACAGGAGAUCUACGACAUCCUGGAUGAGAUUAUGGCCCUCCUUGGUGCAGUCGGCACACAGCAAGAGCAGGCGGAGACACCCAAAAUGAGGCCACUGUCAGAAUCGUUUGAUGAAGUUCCAUUAGAAUUGGAACAAACACCAGAAGAAACUGAAAGGACCAAAAAUGAAGAUGGUACCGAACCAUCUAACAAACGUGAUGAAGAAGCUCCAAAACUAAGACCAUUGUCUGAGUCUUUCGAUGAGGAACAACCAGAAUCUGGAGAAUUCGAACCAACUGAAGAAGGUGAAAACCUCGGGACGACAGACGAUGGGGAGAUGGUAUUGGCUGAGAGUGCAUUGACACCUUCUGCUAUUGAUGAAGUCCAACAAGAUUUGAAAGAGACUGUGUCAGAAGAGGCUGAGAUGGUGAUAAAAGCUGACAGCAGUUUGACUUCCGCCCUCAAGGAAGGUGAUAUUGAAUUGGACGAUCAAGAUUUUGAAGACAGCCAGGUUCUGAUUGAGCAGGCCGUAAGACUUCGGGAUUCUGUUGUAAGUGAAGACUUAAACAAACAAACUGAAGAGUUCGAAAUGGUUCUAGAAAUUAGUAGUGACAAGGCUUUAGACUCACCUGGAACAGAUGGCGAUGACUUUGAUAAAGACACUGAAGACAAUGACCUUUUUAUUGUGGAGGAAGGAAUAGACACCGAAGUCCUGGCUGAUGUUGCGAGGGUCGAAGAGGAUAUUGUGAGCAAGGAAGUCUACGAUAGUAAGGAGGAGUUUGAAAUACUGGAAUCAGAAUCUAAAUUUACUUCAGAAAAUUCUUGGCAAACAAAUCAAGAAGUCACUGUGGACAGUGAAGAUUUUGAAAUGGUGGAAAGUUCUUAUGCCAUAGCAAACCAAAUGGCUUCCAGUUUCUCUUCAGCUCACUAUGUCACAGGCAUGCAAUCAGCUUCAGUUUCUUCAGACACAUCCUUAACUGAGAUAACAAUGUUCAAGUCUUCAAGUACCACCGAAACAUCUACAACAACAUUUGGAACGUCAUCAACAGAUGUGGCCAUUGAAAGAUCUUCAGGUGGAAUUGCUGUUGGCGAAUCUUCAUCAGCAGUCUUUGCGGGCAUGUCUUCAAGUGAGAAGUCUAUACAGAAAUCUGUUGUUGAGAGGCACUUUGAAACUUCUUCAGCCGAGCAGACCAGAUCUCUUUCAGGAGAAGCAAUGAGUGGUACAGAUGAGGGAAAGCUGACACAAACGGAAAUCGACCAUGUUGAGUGUAAGAUUGGAAUUGAAUCACAAACAAUUGACAACGAGCUUCCCCGUCCUCUGGAGCCAUUCUCAGCUAUUGACAAUCUUAUCAAGAAAGAGUAUGCAGAUACCCCAGACUCAAUCACUGGGACCCAUUCAACUCAGUCAAUGAUCUCAUUCAACGCGUACAAGAUAGGUGUAGAUUCAGUAGAUGCACUUGAAGAAACAUGCACAACAACUUCGGAAUCUUCAUCCCAGUCCGCAAUCUCAUUGAGUCAUGGAACAGAGGACUCUGAAACUCCUUUACAAGUGCCAACACUGAAAGUGGAUGGUGUUGACGUGGAGGAAAAAGAAGGAGUUGUCCUUGGUGCCGUUGGGGGCGAGAGCUUUUUCGGAUACAAAGUGUCUGAAGAUGAAAUUGCCCGCAUUCGUACACAAGAAACUCGAACCAUGGUCCAGUCACUCUCCGACAGCAAUGUUUUUAAUCUUCAGCAAUCCCAAAACCUAAUUGGAGCGUCCUCUGAUGAUGAAUUUGACGUCAUGCAGCUUCCCAGCUUAGACAAAUUCGUCUUUGACCAUGACUCGGAUGAGUCUUCAGGAGAGGAGGAAAUGUAUGACAGUGUGGGGCAACAAUCCACAUGGGCUAUUGGUGAGAGAGAGGUGAGGCAAGAAAACAUCAUCGAACGAACCAGCUUUGAGUCAAUGUCUGAACAAGUCUCGAGUGUUCGUCAAAGUAUGCACACCUCUGGCAUCGAUGACUUUGAUCCUGAAAACUCUGUUCUAUUUAGAUUGCAGACGCUCUACUAUGUGGACCAGCAUGGAAAAAGACUGUUUGAUGAUGAGCUUAGUGCUUCCAUUGCCGAGUUAAAUAAAACUCAAGAAAGUGUUGACGUACAAUCAACUGAAAGCGGUAAAGACAAACAGAAAGAGUCUCCAGUUGAAAGAGAACUUCCUGUAGAUGGUGAAAUUCCUGUUGAAGCCGAAAUUUUCAUUGGUGAGCAAGGAGUCUCUGGUGAAGAUAUGUCUGUUGAUAGACAAACACCGGCUGAGGCACAAAUCUGUGCAGAAGAACAAACUCCAUCUAAGACUGAAAUAGGCACUGAUGAACAGAGGUCAAUUAUGGCAGAGUUCUCUGCAAAUGAAGAAACCCAGUCUGUAGCAGAAACUCAUUCUGAUCAAAUGCCAAAUGAGACAGAAAUGCCCACAGCUGAGCAACCAGCUGAGGCAGAAACCUCUACAGAUGAGCAAACUCCAUCUGAGGAAGGAAUCUCUACAAAACAAUCUCCUGUAGAAGAAGAAAUCUUCACUGAGCAAACUCCAUCUGAGGAAGGAAUCUCUACAACACAAUCUCCUGUAGAAGAAGAAAUCUUCACUGAGCAAACUCCAUCUGAGGAAGGAAUCUCUACAGAACAAUCUCCUGUAGAAGAAGAAAUCUUCACUGAGCAAACUCCAUCUGAGGAAGGAAUCUCUACAAAACAAUCUCCUGUAGAAGAAGAAAUCUUCACUGAGCAAACUCCAUCUGAGGAAGGAAUCUCUACAGAACAAUCUUCUGUAGAAGAAGAAAUCUUCACUGAGCAAACCCCAUCUGAGGAAGGAAUCUCUACAGAACAAUCUCUUGUAGAAGAAGAAAUCUUCACUGAGCAAACUCCAUCUGAGGAAGGAAUCUCUACGGACCAAUCUCCUGUAGAAGAAGAAAUCUUCACUGAGCAAACUCCAUCUGAGGAAGGAAUCUCUACGGACCAAUCUCCUGUAGAAGAAGAAAUCUUCACUGAACAAACUCCAGCUGAGGCAGCAAUCUCAACUGAAAGGUCUCCUGUAGAGGAUAAAAUCUCCCCUGAACAAUGUCCAGCUGAGGCUGAGGUACAAAAAUCUACAGAUGAACAAGCUCCAGCUGAGGAAGAGAUCUCUACUGAACAAUCUCCUGUAGAGGAAGAAACCUUUAUUGAACAAAGUCGAGCUGAGGUAGAAAUCUCUACAGAUGAACAAAGUCCAACUGAGGCAGAAAUCUCUAGUGAACAAACUCUUGUAGAGGAAGAAAUCUCCACUGAUCAAAGAUCAGCAGAGGCUGAGGCCGAAAUCUCUAGUGAGCAAACUCCAGCUGAGGCAGAAAUCUCCAGUGAACAAAUUUCAGCUGAGGAAGAAAUCUCCGUUGAACAAUCUCUUGUGGAGGAAGAAAUAUCUAGAGAUGAACAACGUCAAUCUGAGGAAAAAAUCUGUACAGGUGAACAAAUUCCAGACUCAGCAGAAAUAUCUACAGAUGAACAAAGUCCAUCUGAAGAAGGAAUCUCACCUGAACAAACUACAGCUGUGGCAGAACUCUGUACAGAUGAACAAAGUCCAAUUGAGGCAGAAAUCUCUACUGAACAAACUUCAGCUGAGGAAGAGGUCUCUACUGAACAAUCCCCUGUGGAGGAAGAAAUCUCCACAGGACAAAGACCAGCUGAAGCUGAGGUAGAACUCUCUACAGAUGAACAAACUCCAGCUGAGAAAGAGAUCUCUAUUGAACAAUCUUCUGUGGAGGAAGAACUCUCCACCGAAGACAGACCAGCGGAGGCUGAAGUAGAAAUCUCUACAGACGAACAAAGUCCAGUUGAGGGAGUAAUCUCUUGUGAACAAAGUCAAGCUGAGGCAGCAAUCUCAACCGAACAGUCUCCUGUAGAGGAAGAAAUCUCCCCUGAACAAUGUCCGGCUGAAGCUCAGGUAGAAACCUUUACAAAUGAACAAAGUCCAGCUGAGGAAGGAAUCUCCACUGAACAAUCUCUUGUAGAGGAAGAAACCUUCAUUGAACAAAGUCGAGCUGAGGUAGAAAUCUCUACAAAUGAACAAAGUCCAAUUGAGGCAGAAAUCGCCAGUGAACAAACUUUAGCUGUGGCAGAAACCUCUGCAGAUGAACAAACUCCAGCUCAGGCAGAACUCUAUACAAAUGAACAAAGUCCAAUUGAGGCAGAAAUCUCUACUGAACAAUCUCCUGUAGAGGAAGAAAUCUUCACUGAACAAAGACCAGCUGAGGCUGAGGUAGAAAUCUCUACGGAUGAACAAAGUCUAGCUGAGGAAGGAAUCUCCACUGAACAAUCUCCUGUAGAAAAAGAAACCUUCACUGAACAAAGUUCAGUUGAGGUAGAAAUCUCUACAGAUGAACAAAUUCCAACUGGGGCAGAAAUCUCUCCUGAACGUUCCCCGGUUGAGGCUGUUGAACAAAGUCCAACUGGGGUAGAAAUCUCUGUUAAAGAAACUCCUGCUGAAGCAGAAACACCUACGGAUGAACUUACAUCACCAAAAGCGGACAUCUCAGGAGGUGAAAUGGAGCCGGCGCGGACAGAUAUUGUUGAAGAUGAACGAACUGAAGCUGAUCCAGAAAUUGCUGUUGUCGAAGAAAUGACAGUCGGAGCAGAAAUGUCUGUAGACGCAGAGAAAUCAGGAGGUGAGACCGAAAUCUCUUUGGAAGAACGUACACAAACAGAAACUGAAGUCUCUGCAGAUGAACAAAAGCAAUCAGAGACAGAGACGUUCCCGGAUGGGCAAACAUCAACUGACCUGAAAAUCUGGGUACAGGAAGAACCACUAAUUGAAACAGAAAUUUCUGAAGAUCAGCAGUUCUCAGCUGAGACGGAAAUUCCUGUCGACGAACUGAUGCUGACUGGUACAGAAAUUUCUAUGAGUGAGCAAACUCCUGAGGAUACAGAAAUCCUGAUGGAUGAACAAAUGUCUGAAAAGACAAACACUUCUGGAAAUCAGCAAAUGCCAGCCCAAACAGAAGUUUCUGAAGGUGAACAGAUUUCUGCAGAGACAGGAUUGGUUGUAGAUGAACAGACGUCUGCAGAAGCCAACACCUUAUUCAGUGAACGAGUGUCUACAGAGACAGAAUUAGUCAUGGACAGAGCAGAUCUUGAUUCCUCCCUCCACAGUUACACGGAGCAAGAAUGGCAAGAUGCAGUAGAGCCAGAAAUUAGGACAACGGCUGACACUACGAUUGAAACAGAUUCACAAACUGAAAGUGAAAUGGAAACUUCUGCAGAGACUGUUAUUUCAGUAAAACAAACUUCUCUCUCUGAAUAUGGUCUGCAGGAGAGUAGGGAAGAAACUGUCACCAGCGUACUGUCAACUGCCAAUUCCACGGAUGCAGCAAUGGAUGUAAACAUAGAUUUUGUAACUGGAAUGUAUGUUGAAUCUUCAAAUUCUGUUGAAACAGAAGCGAUAACUGCUAGUAGUGAGAUGGCAGUGGUCGAUUCUGCUGUUGAUUUUACGUCUGUUCAGACAGAGACUGGAACUGCUAUUACAACUGAAACUGAAUACGCCAUCGGCAAAUCUGCCGACCCAGAAUCAGAGGUAGCCAUUGAAACAGAGAGUGACGUUGCCAUCAAGUCAGAAACUGAAAAUGUUAUCGAAGAAGAGAUAGAAAGCAUUGGUGAAGCAGGAAUUGUACAUGCAGAGGCUGCCUUGGCUGAAAAAGACAAUGCUUCUACGGUCAAGUUUGGACAAGAAGGUGAAGCUGCUGCUGAAACAGAAACUGAAAGUGCCAUUGAGGCAGAAAAAGAAAUUCUUGUAGAAGCAGACAGUUUAAACAAUGUCCAAACGGACAAUGACCCAGUUACUGAAGCAGAGACAGAAACUGCUAUCGAAGCAGAAACUGGCAGUACUGUGAAGGCAGAAAAUGAUACCGAAAUAAUUCCUGAUGACUCAUCAGCCACACUAGGAUCUGCUGUCUCUACUUUCAUAGACCACGGAUCGAGCACAGAUAUGGCCAUGCCCACCAAUUCCGAGGCAGAGAACACCACAAAUAUGACACCAGACGCUGAGUCUCAUGUUGAGCAGAUUACUGAAACUGAGAUGGGAUCUGAAGCAGAGUUUGACGAAAAGCAUGCGGACGAAGUGGCUGAGAAUAUCGUGAACGAGGUGCUUGAAUUUCAGGAACAGCAGAGUAUGUCUUUCGCAGGACUGCUCGACCAGAGUCUGUCAGCAGCACCAGCUGUUUCAGGACCACUAACAGGUGAUGCAGAAGGAGAUGUGUCGCUUGCUGAAGUUGCUACCUCUUCGUCGGUGCCCUUAGAGAAAGAAGGCUCUGAUCCGCCAGGUGAGGCACCAGAAAGCCCAGCUGGUGAAGAGCUUAAGACUGCUCAAGAUGGGAAGUCUCAGCAAGGCGAAGAUGAUGAUGGUGACGAAGAGUUCGUCAGUGACGACGAUAGAGAACAUGAGUACGAAGACGAGGAGGAUGAUGAGGACGAAGAGGAAGAUGAGGACGAUGAAGAUGACGAUGAGGAAGAUGACGAUGAAGAGGAAGAUGAUGAUGAAGAUGAAGACGAUGAGGAUGAAGAUGAUGAUGAGGAAGACGACGAGGAAGAGGAAGAGGAAGAGGAAGAGGAAGAAGAACAAGAAGACGAGAGAGAAGGUGGGGAGAGACUGGGAAAUGAAGAAUUGGAAGCUUCCAUGUUUCAGGAGCGUUUACGCGAUGAGCUAGCGUCAGCUAUUUCUCAGGAGAUUGUACUCAUGGCAGAGGUGGAAGUUGCUCUCGAAGAUGCCAAGAGCUCCCUUGCUAGUCCGUGCGACGAACAUUCUCGAGUCGUGGAGUUUGAAAGGUAUUCUUCAAAUCAGUUGGAGGUGCCUGGAGCCUUCGGCUCACUCGCUGCUACCCAGAACCUCUCGGGGGCUUCCAUUGAGGAUUCGAAGGAAAACACACAGCAGAAAAUGAUGACAGAAGAAGAAAGUUUUUCACAGGCUCAACUAUCCUCACAGACGUGUGAAAGUGUACAAGAACAGACUGGUGAUGUAGAGAAGAAAAGAAUUCCCUCCCUUUAUGAAAGGUCAAUGUCUGCGUCAUUGUCGAGGACCAUCAGUGAUGAUCCCGGAAAAUGGCACCAGUCCUUCGAAGAAGCUGAAAUGGAGACUGAUCCAUUUUCGGAGGAGAGACUGGACGAAAUUGCUGAGCAGCCCGGAGAGCAACCAGCCGGUGAUUCAUCUGCGCUGUCCAACCAAACAAAUGCGUCUAUGUCUGGCAUAAAAAUAGACAGGCCAAAGACGCUGUCAACAUCUGUUGAGAUAGAAACACUUGGAAAGCCUGGAGAGUCCUCGUCUGCCGUCUCUGAUACUGUGCCCAGUUCAUCGAAGCCAUCAAAGAAAUCCAAAAUGGCCGCUAAAACGGAACCCCGUACGAUCUCCAAGUCCAAACGACGUCGACUUCAGAGAAAGCGUCUGAAGGAGGUAAUCGAGGCCAGCGACAGUCAUAGCCAAGACAUGACAUCUGAUGCCAAAUCAGACACUGACAAAACGAAGUCAGGAAAGAAAAAAGCUGAAAAAGCAAGUGAUGCUGUUGGUAGCAGUGAUGAACCUUCACGCAAGAAGAAGAAAAAGAAGAAGAAGAAGAAAGCAAAAUCUCCUCAAGAUGGAGAAUCAGACACUGAGAAGGUAUCUAGUACAAAGACGUCUGCAAAGAGGGGAUCGGGAACAAUAGAUAGUUCCACGUGUGAUGACCGCCCUGUGGCAGACGAAGAAGGCGGAGCGAAGAAGAAACUGAAGAAAAAGAAGAAGAAAAGCGAGCAAAAGGAUACGACUGACUCGGAAGUAACAAAGUUAACGUCAGUUCAAGAAGUGACGCCCACGGUUCCGAAAGUCCAAGUACAACCUGUCAUUAUUGUUGAACCGGAAGAAGCGGCACAUCAGGCAGAGAAAGACGCACCAAAAGAAAGCAGCAGAAGAGGCCGUGCUACUCAGCGUUAUACAGGAGCUCCUCGGAUGGAGAUUCCACAGAUCUCAACUACCUGCGUGGAAUCAGAAGACGCCAUAGGUGGUAAGGAGGAAGACCACUUAUCUUCAUGUGAAGGAGCUACUGGCGCUCCUGACAAUUCCAGUUUACACCUGUCCUCGCCGCAUCCUACCCGAGCUAGGUCAAGGUCAAAGUCUCCUGGGGGUCACCUCCUGGCAGCAAACGGGGACGGAGCUCGAGCCCGGUCAAAAUCUCCGGGUCCUCCAAACCUUCGUCGUUUGACCGGCCAACCUCUGCGUACGAAAUCGAGGAAAAACAUCGUGGUGGUUCCCAACCCCCAACCCUUCUGAAAUAACGACAUUUGACAAUCGGACACACUCUCCUAAUUAUGUUCCCCUCACUACUGGAUGGAUGUCAAUGAAACACAAGAAAGCUACUGAACAUUUGAUAUAUACAGACGUGCACACUUGCACCCAACACGAGUGUCACUGAGCAACGUAGCAUAAAAUGUUUUAAAAUAUUAAGGGUAGGCACACAGCCCACAGUGAGCAUACACUACUCUUCACGUCUAGAUGCAGGGACAUUACACGUAAUGCAGUCUUACCCAACAAGUUUGACCAGGAUGUGAUUGACCCUUCAACCCAAUGACAAGUGGUCUUCAAGUUGUUAGCCAGUCGCAUUACGCCAAUCAACACCCCCCCCAAAA
This is a messenger RNA of Aplysia californica (California sea hare), 35770 nucleotides long. Its product is annotated as titin. Gene Ontology annotation, biological process: extracellular matrix organization. The record is from RefSeq and is a predicted model, not a curated record. The coding region runs from base 72 to 35414 and encodes 11780 amino acids. Gene Ontology annotation, cellular component: extracellular matrix. The transcript is spliced from 5 exons. Lineage: Eukaryota; Metazoa; Mollusca; Gastropoda; Aplysiida; Aplysiidae.